This is a messenger RNA of Oryza sativa Japonica Group (Japanese rice), 2127 nucleotides long. RefSeq names its product replication factor C subunit 3. Gene Ontology annotation, molecular function: DNA clamp loader activity; DNA binding. The record is from RefSeq and is a predicted model, not a curated record. Gene Ontology annotation, cellular component: nucleus; DNA replication factor C complex. Gene Ontology annotation, biological process: DNA repair; DNA-templated DNA replication. Lineage: Eukaryota; Viridiplantae; Streptophyta; Magnoliopsida; Poales; Poaceae.
GAGGAGGCAGGAUGGGAAUGAUCCCGGCAAAAAAUGCUUCUCCGGUCACCAUCCACCGCCACCGCCACCGCCACCGCCACCUCACCACCUGGCCGGCCGCUGCCGCGUUGAUCGCCACGCCUACCUCCUUCCUCUCGCUCCCCUCGUCCACACCGCCGCGCCGCAUUGGUUUCAUCUCCGCUCUCAUCUCAUGUCCACCCCCAGUCCCAUGCCGCUGCCACUGCCACUACCCUGCGCGCCGCCCACAUGGCUCCCCCGGCCACCACCCUCUCCGACGCGCUCGACCAUGACCGCCGCCGCGACGCCCGACGCUACCGUACCUUCCUGCCGCCGUCGCAGCUCGUGCUCGGUCUCCACCGCUUGGGCUUCGCUUGCAUCCCCAGAAGCGGCGCCCCCCUCACCCGCCCCCGCACCGCCCCUAGCUCCGUGCCCCACCAACCGCCGCCGCGCCGGGAGGCGCCCCAGCCGCAGGUAGCCAAUGCCGCCGUCGCCGAGAGGAGGCCUUUGAGGGAGAGAGAGGAAGCCGCCGCCGCCGCCGCCGCCGCCGCCAAACGCAUCCACGACCACCACACGCCGGCUGAAUCCAAAGCUGAAGCUGCUUCUGAGCCACAAGUGUCCGCCGGCGACCACAGCACGCAGAGCUCCGACCACAGCGCCUCCGCCGUCGCCGUCGGGAGAGGAGGGAGCAUCUGGGUCCGGGUUUUGCCCAAAUCGGUCGCCAUGGUGGAUUCGCCACAGACUUCUGAAGAAUCCACACCCACGGCAGAGGACAAGUACAUCUGGGCAGACAAGUAUCGCCCCAAUUUCCUCAACGAUUUCAUCUGCAACAAGGACGCUGCCCUUGAGCUCUACAACCAGGUUACCGCACAAGAAUGCAACCAUAUCAUAUUUGAAGGCCCGACCUCCGUCGGAAAGAGGAGCAUGGUGUCGGCACUCAUAUGGGAUGCUUUUGCUACUGAUAAUCUCAAGAUAGAGGAACAGACAAAGAGAUUCGAGCUGAAGGGAGAAAUUGCAAAACACAUUGAUAUCAGAGUGAAGAUUUCAAGUCAUCAUGUGGAGGUAAAUUUGGCUGACAUACACGGCUAUGAGAAGCAUGUCAUUACUACUUUGUUGAAUGAAUCCAUCCCAUCACCAAACUCCAUUUGCAGUCAUGCCAACUGCAGAGUGAUCGUCGUCCACGACGCUGAUAAACUCUCAUCUGAUCUUCAACAUUAUAUUGGAUGGUUUCUGGGGAGGUAUGUAGGAUGCAAUAAAAUCAUGUUCUGCUGUUCUGAUGCUUCAAACCUUGAGGCUGUCAGGCAUCUCUGCAAGGUUGUGACACUUAAGCCACCUUCAUCUGAUGAGAUAAUCAAGGUCCUAGAGUACAUUGCAGUGCAAGAGAGCAUAGAUCUGCCUCGUGAUAUUGCUAGGAGAAUAACAAUGAGCUCAGGCAAUAAUCUCCGACAGGCAAUACGUUCUUUUGAAGCUACUUGGAAAGCAAACUAUGCCUUCCUAGAAGGCCAUGCCAUUUUGACAGGAUGGGAAGAGGAAAUCUCCAAUGUAGCCAAAAAAAUCUUGGAGGAACCAAGCCCAAAACAGCUGUAUGUCAUUAGGGGUAAGAUCAGAAAACUGAUUGAACAUAAUGUGUCACCUUACUUCAUUUUCUCUAAUCUGGUUGCUGAACUGAAAAGGGACAGGGAUGAGGAGUUCCAAAAUAGCAUUGAUCAACUAGCAUCGGAGUUGAACCAUAUCAAAGAUUGCGCGCGUCAAAAAGAGCAGUGCGAAUCCGGCGACACGGGUUUGGAAAUCAGAAACAUAAAUAUAGAAGGUUUUGCCAAGGAGGGCCAUGACCAACGCGAAACUAUCCAAUGCUUUAUAAAGAUUGAAGAGUUCACUGUGAGGUUCAUGGGCUUCUACAGAUCUUUAAAAGCAAAGAACAUGAAUAGAGGAGGUGUUCUAUAAAUAAUUUACCGUCCCUUGCUGAUACGCAAGCAGUUUCUCACACGCUGUUGUUUAUUAAAUAAGCAGCGUCGUUGUGUCUUUGAAUCAAAGCACCUGAGGCGUGCUAUGGUGCUUUUAUGUACUUGCUUCCAUAAAUCCUGUAAAGCAGACCCGUAUAUUGCCCUGUGUGGUAUGCGUGUGCGACAA